AUGUUGAGCCGAUUACAACACACAAGUGGGGUGACAUCGCCGUUCUCGUUCGAGAUGUUAAAACAGAUCACUAAUAAUUUUUCGGAGGAGCACAUAAUUGGUCGUGGUGCGUAUGGAGUGGUUUACAAGGGAGUAUUGGACAAUGGGAAAGAGAUUGCUGUGAAGAAGCUUAAAUACAUGCCUCCAGAACAUGACAGCAAUAAACAAUUUGAGAAUGAGUGUACAAACCUUAUGGGGGUCCAACAUCAAAAUAUCGUGCGGUUAGUUGGCUACUGUCAUGAAACACGUCGUGAAUAUGUGGAACACGGUGGAAAAUACGUUUGGGCUGAGGUGGAUGAACGAGUUCUCUGCUUUGAAUACUUGCAGGGUGGAAGCCUUGACAAACAUGUCUCUGACGAACCAUGCAAACUUGAUUGGGACAUGUGCUACAAAAUAAUUAAGGGAGUCUCUGAAGGUUUAAAUCACCUUCAUAAGGACUCCAUUUUCCAUUUUGACUUGAAGCCUGGAAAUAUAUUGCUGGAUAACAACAUGAUGCCGAAAAUUGACGAUUUUGGUUUAUCAAGAUUCUUUCCUUCAGCAGAAACCUGCACCACAGCGACAAAUUUUGGAACAUUGGGGUACAUACCACCAGAACACAUAAUCGGACACCAAAUCUCACCGAAAUAUGAUGUAUUCAGUUUGGGUGUUAUAAUCGUAAUAAUAAUGGCAGGAUUCAGGGGCUACUAUGAAUAUAAAGAUACCGCUUCCUUUGAAUUCAUCAAGUUUGUAUGUGAAAUGUGGCAAAAAAGGGUACAUGCAACGACGUGGUCACACAUAUCACAAGAAGUUAAGACAUGCAUCGAAAUAGCGUUAAGAUGUAUUAAGCAUGAUCGAGAGGAAAGGCCUACUAUAAGCCAAGUUGUUGAUGUACUUAGUAGGAUUGAUGUUGAGAAGUUGUCACUUAAGUGCGAGGACAAAGCACGGGGGCCUUGGCCUACAAUGAAUACACGACUUCCUCAUCUUCGAUGGGAGUUCAUGGUGGUCCCACUACGGUUGAAUUCACACCUGGUGAGGUGGGAGAGGAUGAUAGAUCGAUGCAUGAAAGUGACACGGUUGAGCCCAUGA
This is a messenger RNA of Triticum turgidum subsp. durum (durum wheat), 1104 nucleotides long. Lineage: Eukaryota; Viridiplantae; Streptophyta; Magnoliopsida; Poales; Poaceae. The record is from the annotation of a GenBank genome assembly.